Molecule: messenger RNA, 2990 nt
Organism: Mandrillus leucophaeus (drill)
Lineage: Eukaryota; Metazoa; Chordata; Mammalia; Primates; Cercopithecidae
Gene: LRCH3
Product: leucine-rich repeats and calponin homology (CH) domain containing 3
Exons: 20
Coding region: 117-1916 (599 amino acids)
Cellular component (GO): cytosol
Molecular function (GO): protein binding
Source: RefSeq, a predicted model, not a curated record
GGAACCAACUGUCAACAUUGCCGGUACACUUGUGUAAUUUGCCGUUGAAAGUCUUAAUUGCUAGUAAUAAUAAAUUGGUGUCACUUCCAGAAGAAAUUGGACACCUCAGACAUUUGAUGGAACUUGAUGUGAGCUGCAAUGAAAUUCAAACUAUACCUUCCCAAAUUGGUAACCUGGAGGCCUUGAGAGACCUUAAUGUAAGAAGAAAUCACCUAGUACAUUUGCCUGAAGAGCUGGCAGAGUUGCCUUUGAUACGGUUAGACUUCUCAUGCAAUAAAAUUACCACAAUCCCUGUUUGUUAUCGGAACCUCAGGCACCUACAGAUGAUCACCCUAGAUAACAAUCCACUACAGUCACCUCCUGCACAGAUAUGUAUAAAAGGCAAAGUCCACAUAUUUAAAUACCUGAACAUACAAGCUUGUAAGAUUGCUCCAGAUCUGCCAGAUUAUGAUAGGAGACCAUUGGGUUUUGGCUCCUGCCAUGAAGAACUGUACUCAAGUCGCCCGUAUGGAGCCCUUGAUUCAGGCUUCAAUAGCGUGGACAGUGGUGAUAAGAGAUGGUCAGGGAAUGAACCUACAGAUGAAUUUUCCGAUCUGCCUCUUCGAGUAGCAGAGAUGACUAAAGAACAAAGACUACGAAGGGAAAGCCAGUACCAAGAGAAUCGCGGCAGUUUAGUGGUAACAAAUGGUGGAGUGGAACAUGAUCUGGAUCAGAUUGACUUCAUAGACAGCUGUACCGCAGAGGAAGAAGAGGCCGAGGUGAGACAGCCCAAGGGACCGGACUCAGACAGCCUUAGUUCACAGUUUAUGGCAUAUAUUGAACAACGGCGAAUCUCUCAUGAGGGUUCACCAGUAAAGCCAGUAGCCAUUAGGGAGUUUCAAAAAACAGAAGAUAUGAGAAGAUAUUUACAUCAAAACAGGGUUCCAGUUGAGCCAUCUUCUCUCUUGUCACUAUCAGCAAGUCACAAUCAGCUGUCACAUACAGACCUGGAACUUCAUCGGAGAAGGGAGCAGUUAGUAGAGCGCACUCGGAGAGAGGCCCAGCUCGCUGCCCUGCAGUAUGAAGAGGAGAAAAUAAGGACCAAGCAGAUCCAGAGAGAUGCUGUCCUGGACUUUGUCAAACAAAAAGCAUCACAAAGUCCACAAAAACAGCAACCCCUCCUAGAUGGUGAGUGCCCCUUCCCAUCCAGAAGGUCUCAGCACACUGAUGAUAGUGCCUUGUUAGUGUCGCUGUCAGGUUUGAAUCAAGUGGGUUGUGCUGCUCCCCUGCCUCAUUCUUCUGCCUUCACGCCUCUUAAGAGUAGUGAUGACAGACCGAAUACUCUAAGUUCACCUACAACAGAAACAGUUCAUCAUUCCUCCGCAUAUGCUUUUCCUGCUGCUAUCCAGAGAAAUCAGCCUCAGCGCCCUGAAAGCUUCCUUUUCCGAGCAGGUGGCAGGGCAGAAGCCAGCAAAGGUCAUGCUUCACCCCUUCUUCCAUCUGCUGCACCUACCACUGAUUCUGCAGAUUCCAUAACAAGACAGAAUUCAAGACAGAGAGAAGAAGAGCUGGAAUUAAUAGAUCAACUGCGUAAACAUAUUGAGUACCGGUUGAAAGUGUCUCUGCCUUGUGAUCUUGGAGCAGCUCUAACUGAUGGUGUUGUUCUUUGCCAUUUGGCUAAUCAUGUGCGACCUCGAUCUGUCCCAAGCAUUCACGUUCCCUCACCAGCCGUACCUAAAUUAACAAUGGCGAAAUGCAGGCGAAAUGUGGAGAAUUUCCUAGAAGCUUGCAGAAAAAUUGGUGUACCUCAGGAGCAAUUAUGUUUGCCUCUCCACAUUUUAGAAGAGAAAGGUUUGAGCCAGGUUGCAGUGACGGUCCAGGCUCUCCUGGAACUUGCCCCACCCAAGCAACAGCAGCACCAGUUAUCUGCUGUUUAAGGAUUCCCAAGACCUUGGGCCAUUGGCCUGGCCAAAACAAGGAACAGGACAACGUGAUUGCUGCUGCCAGCUGUCUGCUUAAACAAAGCUCUUAUGUGUUCUCAGAAGGGACUGUUUCCAUGAUUCCUAACAGGAAUAUUUUGCAUCAUUUCUCCAUUUUAGGGGAGGUUAUAUCCAUUUCCAUUGAAUUAGUUUACAAAGACACCAUUGGUUUUCCCAGAUGAAACUUCUUUCGUUACUGAAAACCCGACACCUGACCUGGCUGUGUUUUCCUGGAGAGCAGGCUCAUUUCACACACCAGAAAGCACAUCUUCUGUGUUAGGCACAAGCAUGCUGUGCCGUUGUUUUUACCUGCUCUCAAGACAGCUGGUCUGCUGGUUUCUAAACUUGGUUGUUCGUUAGAAUCUCCUGGAGUGUUUGUUAAAAUACAGAUUCACAUUCAGGAGGUCUGGGGUAAGGCCUAGGAAUCUGCAUUUUCAACAACCAUUGCACAUGUUUUUGUUUGAGAAGGAGUUCCGUUCGGUCACCAGGCUGGAGUGCAGUGGCACGAUCUCGGCUCACUGCAACCUCCGCCUCCCGGGCUCAAGCGAUUCUCUUGCCUCAGCCUCCCGAGUAGCUGGGACAACAGGCGCCCACCACCACCCUGACCAACAUGGAGAAACCCUGUCUCUACUAGAAAUACAAAAUUAGCAAGGUGUGGUGGCUCGUGCCUGUAAUCCCAGCUACUCGGGAGGCUGAGGCAGGAGAAUCACUUGAACCCAGGAGGCAGAGGUUGUAGUGAGCCGAGAUCGUGCCAUUGCACCCCAGCCUGGGCAACAAAAGCAAAACUCCGUCUCAAAAAAAAAAAAAAAAAAAAACGCGCCCCAUCUGGCUCCACCACUAGUGCCUUUAUAUACUCAAUUAUGGGUGGAGGAAAAGGGCCCAAGGGCUCUCAACACCACACAGGAGCUUUUCUUCCAGUUUCAGCUAGUUGGGUUUUCCUUCCCCUGCAUUUUGAACCCCUCUUAGUUGUUGGUGAUAUAUUCUGGUGUUCACUGCCUUUGUAAAACAAGUAAAUAAAGUAAGUGGAAGAUA